Triticum urartu is the source of this 845-nucleotide messenger RNA. RefSeq lists its product as uncharacterized. The record is from RefSeq and is a predicted model, not a curated record. Lineage: Eukaryota; Viridiplantae; Streptophyta; Magnoliopsida; Poales; Poaceae.
CAGGAGUACACUGCGAUAGAAGGCACACACACAAUGGUAGGCACAAAAUUAUUAGCUCUUGGUUUUGUUGUCCUGUUGAGCAUUGGAUUGGCCAAUGCUGCAAGGGUGGCUAGGUACUCCAGUGCCUCUGGAGUAGGAACGGGAGGAGGAGAGGGUGAGGGGUCUCAGGGUGGUGCUGGCUUCGGUUCUGGGAGUGGAACUGGGUCAGGCGUGAGCUCUAGUAGUGGUGCACAUGCAAGCGGUGGAGGAGGAGGCGGAGGUGGCGGUGGUAGCCAAUAUGGUGGAGCUGGAUCUGGUAGCGGCAGUGGCUCGGGCUCGGGUUCUAGUCAAUAUAGUCAAGGAUCUUCCUAUCCUUAUGGUGGUAGCUAUGGUGGAUAUACUAGUGCCGGUGGUACCGGUGGCGGCGGCGGUGGAGGGCAAGCUAGUGGUUACCAUGGAUCUAGUGCAUAUGGGGCUGGUAGUGGCACUGGUUCUGGCUCAGCUACUGCUAAUAACAAUUGGUAUGGACAAGGUAGUACAAAUGCAUAUGCUGGUGGAAACGGUGUUGGCAAUGGCGGUGGAACAAAUGGUGGAAGUGGUGGAGGCCGAGGUGCUGGAUCUGGGUAUGGCGAUGCCUACCCGUAGUUUCCGUUACGUGAGGAAUCUAAAAGUAUGGAGCCCAAUCUGGUGUGUCAAAUAGAUGUCUUCAAACUUUUCCAUUUAUUUGUUAUGGUCUUGCAUAUUAUCAAAUAAGGGUUUCAUUGUUAUGGUAAACAAUGGUGUAGUGUUUGUGAUAUAUACCGAGAAUGUAACAUGUCAAUGUAUCACUAUGUACAUAUGUAUCAAGUAAUCAGCGUUUGUGCCAA